AUGAACGGCAUCAUCCACAACUGCUCCCACAACAAUACCGGAGGACUUUGCGUCAAGGAGGAGAAUGACGUCUUCGUCGACGCCUUCAACUACAUCUGCCGACUUUUUCAGAUCAUCCGGCCGAAGAAGCUUCUUUACAUGGCUGUCGACGGCUGUGCCCCACGGGCGAAGAUGAACCAACAGCGCUCCCGGCGCUUCCGCGCUGCGAACGAUGCCCGGGAGGCGCGUGAGAAGGCCAAAGAGAUGGGCGAGGACCUCUCCAGCCCGCACUUCGACUCCAACUGCAUUACGCCGGGCACGGAGUUUAUGGCCAAGCUGACGACCCACCUGCGCUACUUCAUCUGUAAGAAGAUCCAGCGCAUUUUUGCAUACAGCCGUCAGGUGACGAUUGUCCUGUCGGGUCCCGACACGCCGGGCGAAGGCGAGCACAAGAUCAUGGACUACAUCCGCGCCUCCAAGGAGGAAGAGGAGGAAGAGGAGGAGGAGGAAGAGGAAAAGAAAGUGGAAGACGCAGACGAAGAGGAGGACGAGAACGAGGCGGAGGAGGAGGAGGAGCAGGAAGAGGAAGAGGAAGAGGAAGAGGAAGAGGAAGAGGAAGAGGAAGAGGAUCCCAACCAGACUAAGACGCCCAUCGGCCAGGAGCCUUGCACAGCCAUGACCGCCGAACAGCUGCGUGCGCAGCUCGAAGCCACCAAAACGCAGGUGCAAGCCGCCCUACGAGCGAAACAAGAACUCGAAGCCGAGAGUCAGCAGGCCCUCGAGCGGCAAAGACUGCGACGAGAGCUGGAAGAGCAGCAGGAGAUUCUGCGCGACGUCACGCAGGAGAAUAGCUGGGAGCAAGCUUUCCGAGAAGGUGUCGAUGCGGACAGAGAUGGAAGUCUAGCCAAUCUAAGUUUAAAUCGCAUCGUCCCACCUGCCCAAGCGCCUGAACUUGAUGGUGGCUCCGUUCAUUUUGGCCACCGGAUCGUAAAAGGAGAGUACACCUGGAGCCUCGUUGCGAUGUCGUGGCUUCGAACAGCGCUUCGCCAAGAACUCGACUCAGACGUGUCUUCUCACGACUUCUUUGUGGACGGGUACAAAUUCGACUUCGUCUACAGUCCGUUAGGCAAUCCCAUCGAAGAUGUCACGGACAAGCCGAAGUUCGGAUCCCUUGCCAUCCGAUCAUACCCCCCAAGUCCAGCAGCUUCCACUGCAUUUCGCUACAGCAUCUUUGUCAAAAGACAGGACGGGUCCUUCGUGCAGUGGGGUGCUACAAAGGAUGUCAUCCGGCGCGGUAACGCGGUUGAAGUCUGUGGCCCAGAUGUGCAUGUAGAGGGCUCUCCUCCGUCAGCGAUCGGAAUCUUCGGCUUUUGGAAGUCCGUCCGUUUGAAACCCGAGUCGGAGGUGCUCAGAAAGCAGCUGAACUCAGGAAUGCAGGAGUCCAUGUCCAAGGUUAUCAUGGUUGAAGACUGCAAUGUGGCCACCUUCAAAUCCUUCUUAAAGUUUCUCUACACUGACAAGCUUCCGUCUAUCGCGGACCUUGCAACAGAGCAAGGGAGCCAAGCUGAGAAGGAAGUCGGCAGUCGACAUUCGUCACAGAUGGAGGCAUUGUGGGCUGUCAGCCACAAGUAUCAGGUCUGCAGCGUCCUUCGCCAGGCGCAUGUCUUCGAGGCCACGCAGCUCGAGAAGGCCUGUCUCUCCUGCGUCAAAGACAACCUUGCAGAGGUGCUCAAGCUUCAGGCCUACACUGAUCUCUUGAGCAAAUGGCCUGAGAUCGCUUUGAAGAUUCAGCUCUUUUCAGCCGGUGUGCCAGAAACAGAGGCAGCGACGAUCUUGCAGGACCGCUUUCAGCUGCUUCACAUCGCCCUGUUGAGAGAGUACAUGGAUCUCGAGUUUGCCAGCAACGCAGCUGGGGGCGGGUUCUCCUACAGCCUGGAGAGGGUCAUCGAUGACUUCAUCCUCUUCUGCAUUCUGGUGGGUAACGAUUUCCUGCCCUGCCUGCCUUUUGCAGAGAUCGGCGAGAGUGGGCUGGAGUAUUUCUUCAGUGCCUACAAGGAGCACCUGAAGUCUUCAACGGCUGAUCCGUGGCUCACCGGAGGUUGUGGUCAGAUCAACUUCAAGCAGCUGGCGCGAUUCUUGAAAAAGUAUGCGGAGGUUGAGGAUGGACUCCUCACGGCCGCCUGCGACGGCGGCGAGUGGGUGCUGGGAAAGCAGCGCUUGGUGGGGCCUUCCGAGGCCCCGACGCCCCCGGAGUACACGCCGGACCUCCCCAUCGAGCCCCCGCCGACCUCCGAGUUGGCCCGCGUGCAGUGGUACGAGAUCAAGUUCGGCAUGGAUGUGGACACGCACGCAGGCAUGCAGAACCAGCGGAAGCUCUUUCAGUCGUACCUGGAGGGCCUACAUUGGGUCAUGAGGUAUUACUUCCGGGGGCCUUCCGAGGCCUCGUGGAGUUGGUACUAUCCGUACUACCACGCGCCCAUGGCCUACGACCUGGCUCACUACGACAAAUUGCCCCAGCCGGGCAUCGAACUCGAGGUGGGGCAGCCUUUCCGUCCUUUCCAGCAGCUGAUGGCGGUCUUGCCGUCCAGUUCCAAGUCGCUCCUCCCCGCCUGCUUCCAGUGGCUCUUCGAUUCCCAG
This is a messenger RNA of Symbiodinium sp. CCMP2456, 2616 nucleotides long. The record is from the annotation of a GenBank genome assembly. NCBI's taxonomy places the organism in Eukaryota, Dinophyceae, Suessiales, Symbiodiniaceae.